GAGAGAGAGAGAGAGAGAGGUGAGAGCCGUAAAUGUGCAAGAUUACUUUGUUGAAAAUGAAAAGUGGAAAGUACAUUGUGUGUGAUUGUUGACUAAAAAAAACCAACGCCCCAGAAAACCCUAAUAAUAAUUGUUUCCAAACAUUACUUUUUCCAAAUGGUUUCUCAGAUCUAAAACCAUAGCCCAAGAAGAAUGUGCAGUGUGUGUGGUGGUGCAGCUGUGUUUAGUGAGGAGAAGGAGAGGGAGAUUGAUUGCAGAGUGACAGAAGAGAGUGAGCACACGCAGGCAAUUGUAUAAAUCGCUAUAUAUUUGUAUAUACGUGUGCUCACUUCUCUCUCUGUCAUCUCUAUCUCUCUGCUCCAACCUUUCCCAUCAUUACUAAUUCAUCACUGCACCAUCUACGUCAAAAUUCCUCACAAGUUUUGCUUUUUUUGGUAUUUUUUUGAGUGGAAGAAAAUUUCAUUUUAUGGAGUUAUAUCUUUGAUAGCGAAUUGAAUCUAAAAGUUUGAAUCUUGAAACCCUCUAAGCUCCAUCUCGUGUAGGAAAUUGUUUCUUCAAAUUAUCCCUAGCUCCAUUCCAUUUUAUCUAGCUAUAUAUAUGUUGGAUCACAAAAUUAAAAUUAAAGUUUGAAUCUUCAUGAAGCCCUCUUAGCUAGCUCCAUCUAAUUAAUGUAUACUGUUUCUUCAAAUUAUCUUUUUGGCAUAUUGUUUUUUGGGUAUAUUGUUUCAUCAAAUUAUCUUUCUGACAUUUUUUUGUAAUUUUUAUGAGGAAGAAAAUUUAAUCUUAUGUCUAGCUAGUUGUAUCUUAGAUCACAAAAGGAAAAUAAAAGCUUGAUUUUUUUUCUUUUUUCUUAUUUUUUAGGGAAAAAAGCUUGAAUCUUGAUGGAACCCAUUUAUACCUCCAUUCAAUGUAUUAUUUCUUGAAAUGAUUUAGUAUUUAUUGUUUAUUUCUUAAAUAUUUUGCGCAGAGGCGUGACUUUUGAUGUUGUUAUUGUUGGAGACGAAGAUUUGGUAAGUGAGGCUGUGGAUGCAACUCAGAAAAAGGAAAGAUUUUUAUUUCCUUGGUGGAGCUGAUACGCAUAGAAUUAUGGGUUGCAUCAAGAAUGAAAAUUUUCCAUAUACAGCACUUGCUACUUGUUGCUGGAGGCUGAAACUUGAUUUCUCAGAUUAUGAUGGAAGAAGCAAGUGGUGCUACGAAAAACCUGUGGGGUGAAAUUUCUGAUUCCAGCAGCAGCAGUCAUCACCAGAUUCCCACAAGGCAUCAAACGAGCACCGCGGGGGCCGGGGCCCCCGCGUCGAGAUUCAAAGGCGUGGUGUCCCAACCAAACGGCCACUGGGGCGCGCAGAUAUACGCCAACCACCAGCGCAUUUGGCUCGGGACUUUCAAAUCGGAGAAGGAUGCAGCAAUGGCGUACGACAGUGCUGCGAUGAAGCUCCGCAACGGCCUCACGAGUCGGAACUUCCCGUGGACCGACGCCACGGUCCGCGAGCCGAGCUUCCAGGAACAGUUCAGCACGGAAACGGUGCUCACCAUGAUCAAAGACGGCUCGUACGCCUCCAAAUUCUCCGACUACACGAGGGAUCAAGACCGGCACGGCCCCCGCGUGACGGCCUUGCACGACGCACCGGCCACGAGGCUGAGGCUCCUCUUCGAGAAGGAGCUCACGCCUAGCGACGUGAGCAAGCUCAACCGGCUCGUCAUCCCCAAGAAGUUUGCUGUCAAGUACUUCCCUAGAAUCUCUCACGCCACGGGAGGGAAAGGGGGAGGCAGCGUCGAUGAUAUCGAGCUGUUGUUCUUCGACCGCUCGAUGCGGUCGUGGAACUUUCGAUACUGUUAUUGGAAGAGCAGCCAAAGCUUUGUGUUCACUAGGGGCUGGAACAGGUUUGCGAAGGAGAAAGGGUUGAGAUCAAAGGAUAGGGUUAUUUUCUCCUCUUAUGAAUCCAGUGGUCAGAAAUUUUGUAUACUAGAUGUAGCGUACGACGACAUUAACGGGGGCCGGGGCGGGCCCGUCGACGAGGCGUCGAAGACGAAGAUGAAGCCAGAAGAUGAGAUUGAGAGAAUGGAUCGUGAGAGUGUAGAAGUGAAGGAAAAUGUGGCUUCUCCAUCGUGUAAAGGCCUUAAACUGUUUGGCGUCAGAAUUGUGUAAUUGGCAGCCAAGAGUUGGUUAAGUUGCCUUUUAUAUUCUUACUUUUUCUAAUUGAUGCACGAAUUAUGUAGAUUUGAAUUAAGUUUUAUAAAUUAUAAAAAUCAAUGUUUUAUCUCUGUAGUAAGAAAA
Messenger RNA from Salvia miltiorrhiza (redroot sage), 2275 nucleotides. Its product is annotated as AP2/ERF and B3 domain-containing transcription factor At1g51120-like. NCBI's taxonomy places the organism in Eukaryota, Viridiplantae, Streptophyta, Magnoliopsida, Lamiales, Lamiaceae. Gene Ontology annotation, biological process: regulation of DNA-templated transcription. Gene Ontology annotation, molecular function: DNA-binding transcription factor activity; DNA binding. The coding region runs from base 1169 to 2146 and encodes 325 amino acids. The transcript has 4 exons. The record is from RefSeq and is a predicted model, not a curated record.